Messenger RNA from Arachis duranensis, 1491 nucleotides. Its product is annotated as rho GDP-dissociation inhibitor 1. Gene Ontology annotation, biological process: Rho protein signal transduction. The coding region runs from base 423 to 1127 and encodes 234 amino acids. Gene Ontology annotation, cellular component: membrane; cytosol; cytoplasm. The transcript is spliced from 4 exons. Gene Ontology annotation, molecular function: protein binding; Rho GDP-dissociation inhibitor activity. The record is from RefSeq and is a predicted model, not a curated record. NCBI's taxonomy places the organism in Eukaryota, Viridiplantae, Streptophyta, Magnoliopsida, Fabales, Fabaceae.
GUUUAGUAAUGGAUGAAUGGCAAAAUUAAGAAAAGGUGGAGUCAAUGUUACUAUGAUAAGAGUUAAUUAAGAGAUCAUAAGAUUGACAAAUAUUUCGGAUCACCAGAGGAGCAUUUUCCCAAAUUACACAUAUUUGUAUCCCUGAAAAUGUGAAGAAGAUCUCUUAUUAGCUUGCCUCUCUUUUUGUUCUUCUUUUUUCUUGGCUAAUGCUUAUUCACUAUUAUUAUUGUUGGCUUUCAUGAGACGUAUAUAAACUCUGAGUUGCUUAAUUUGGUUUGACCAGUAAUCAUUGAUUCAAAAGAUUUACAUACGUAUAGUGUGUAUGCCUCCUGUUGGGGUGAUGAAAUAAGGAGCAUUGGGUGUUGGAGCUGUUUGAAGUUCCAAGAAGUAAUUCGGAGAAAUAUAAUCCAAUAAUAAUAAGAAUGGGGUUCUUUGGAAAAGGUGGUCCGGCGCAGGCGGCGGCAGCAGAAGGAGGAGAUAACAAAGACAACGAAGAGGAGAAGAGUGACGGUGAGCCUCUGAGCAGGCAGAUGAGUGAGUCUUCAACUGUGUAUGCAACUGAUCAGGAGGAAGAUGAUGAGUUUGCAUCCAAGUUGCAGCUGGGUCCUCAAACCACUCUCAAGGAGCAGCUUGAGAAAGAUAAGGAUGACGAGAGUCUAAGGAGAUGGAAGGAACAACUUCUUGGGAAUGUGGAUGUGAACAAUGUGACAGAGGUUCUGGAACCAGAAGUGAAAAUAAUAAGCCUUUCAAUAGUGUCACCUGGAAGAGAGGACAUAGUGCUUCCAAUACCUGAGAAUGGGAAUCCAAAGGGUCUAUGGUUCACUCUCAAGGAAGGAAGCCCAUACCGCUUGAAAUUCACUUUUGUAGUCAGCAAUAAUAUUGUGUCUGGGUUCAAGUACACCAAUACUGUAUGGAAGACUGGUGUAAAGGUGGACAGUGCAAAAGAGAUGCUUGGAACAUUCAGCCCUCAGGCAGAGCCUUACACACAUGAGAUGCCAGAAGAAACCACACCCUCUGGCUUGUUUGCUAGAGGACAGUACUCUGCUAAAUCAAGGUUUGUUGAUGAUGACAACAAAUGCUAUCUGGAGAUCAACUACACUUUUGAUAUUAAGAAGGAUUGGGCUUAAUCAACAUAAUAUAAUAUAAUAUAAUAUAUUAUAUACAUAUACAUGGAUCGGAUAUCUUCCAAGGAUCCCUACUAUUAAAUUUUAUUUCAUUUAUUCUUUUUCAUUAUUGUUGAUCAUAGAACUCACACAUUUUAGGUACUAAAUUCGGCCUUGUACCACUUUCCGAAUCAGAAGUGCCCUGUUUGUUUCUUUGUCUGUUGGUUAGCUUUCUACUCUCUUCACCAUUUGUGGGUUUGGGAUGGAAGAUACAUUCCCUUCUGUACUCCAUUCAGAGUCUUCUCUUGUAUUUUCCUUAUCAAGAAACUAAAGACCAACAAAUUUUGUGUUAAUAACAUUUUUUGUUAUUUAAGAAUAAAUUACCAUU